Molecule: messenger RNA, 1556 nt
Organism: Ciona intestinalis (vase tunicate)
Lineage: Eukaryota; Metazoa; Chordata; Ascidiacea; Phlebobranchia; Cionidae
Source: RefSeq, a predicted model, not a curated record
AAACGUAAUGUGUCUUUAUAUUUGUCAGUGAGCUACAGCUUCAACAGAACCAUGAAUGACAAAAUAAUUACAACUGCGUAUAGUUACAUCAACGACCAAAGUAUUUACAUUAUCAAUGAUGGAACUGAUGGUCACAGUUUUGCUGCAACAAUGGCGGAUAAUCAAACACUUAGCCAGACAAAGAGUUGGGACGGAUCGUUUUACAUCGGAGAUUUGAACCGUGUCUUUCUGAGACAUCAGCAAUGGAAAGAAGUGCUACCUCGAGUCGAGCUGUUUUAUGCGAUUAAGUGUUGUCCCUUGAUGCCAGUUAUCCGUCUUCUUGCUGCACUUGGUACCGGCUUCGACUGUGCAAGUCAGAACGAAAUAGAAUCAGUAAUCAGCAUCGGAGUAGAUCCUGCAAAAAUAAUCUACGCACUGCCAUGCAAGCCAGCGUCUCAAUUACAACAUGCACGAACAAGAAAAGUUUCAUUGAUGACGUUUGACAACGAAGAUGAGUUGCAUAAAAUACAGAAGUACUUUCCCGAUGCUCGGUUGGUAUUACGAUUACUGCCUGACGAGACUGGAGCAACUUUCAAAAUGGGAAGUAAAUUUGGAUGUACAUUAGAAGAGGGUAAAAAGUUGCUGGUACACGCUAAGAAACUUGACUUAAACGUUAUUGGCUUGAGUUUUUUUGUUGGGGACGAUUGUAAAAGUUCAAUAGGCAUGAGGCUAAAUUUGGAAAACUCCAGAAAGAUGUUUGACUUUGCUUCCUCAAUCGGUAUCAACAUGGAUUUAAUUGAUAUCGGUGGGGGAUUUCCCGGAAAUGAUAAAGAUCAGAAAUUGUUUUUACAGAUUGCAAAUGACACACGCGACACAUUGGAUAAGUUGUUUCCGUCAGAAUGUGGGGUCCGAAUCAUUGCUGAACCAGGAAGAUACUUUGUUGAGUCUUCAUUCUCUAUCGCAACUAGCAUUGUUGGCAAGAAACAAAGCGAAGAUAUUAUCUUUUACUAUACAAAUGAAAGUAUCUACCUAGCUUUUUGGAAAACAUUUUUGAAGGCGGGAAAGUAUACACCGAUAGUACUGAAGACGAAGAGAUUCAGUGAUAAAGCGGUUCACGAUACGAUAAUAUACGGGACAACAUGUGAUGGAACGGAUAUUAUUGCUCAAAAUGUUGCUUUACCGGAACUUGAUCUAGAAGAUUGGUUGAUUUGGGAUGACAUGGGUGCUUAUACUGUUUUGUGCAAAUUUGGUUUUAACGGAGUCAUGACAACUAAAGCAUUUUACUUCGUACAAGAGGGUGCCUGGAAAACCAUACAGGGUGCUUGUUGCCGCAAAGAUUUUCUUCCCAAACUAGAAAAGAGUUUUGGUCUUUGAAGCUGCGUUAUUGGAACUUGUAUUUCGUGUUGCAAAUUUAUUUAUCCGUUGCAUUAUAGGUUAUAUUGCCUAAUAUAAAUACCUAUAGGCACCGGUGUCGUGAUAUGUUCGUUCCGAUUGGUAUAUUUGUACCAGGCGUUGGCUAUGUCUGGUUUGUUUAUGAUCAGCGUUAACCGUUAUAUUAAAAGGGUUAAAUGAUAGUA